Molecule: messenger RNA, 2090 nt
Organism: Durio zibethinus
Lineage: Eukaryota; Viridiplantae; Streptophyta; Magnoliopsida; Malvales; Malvaceae
Product: alcohol-forming fatty acyl-CoA reductase-like
Biological process (GO): long-chain fatty-acyl-CoA metabolic process; suberin biosynthetic process
Cellular component (GO): intracellular membrane-bounded organelle
Molecular function (GO): alcohol-forming very long-chain fatty acyl-CoA reductase (NADP+) activity
Source: RefSeq, a predicted model, not a curated record
GUACAACAAAUGUGAACAUGCAUUUUUUAACUUGUGCUACAGUACCGCAUAAUUACUACAGUACCACGGCCUUUACACUGCUGCUACAAUACCACCGCCGCCGCUAUAGUACUGCUAUAGUGAAACACGAAAAUUUUGCCUAUAAAUAGGCUUAAGUUGAAAGGUGAAUGCAAGCCAAAAAUUCAAGAAUUUUAGUGAUUUUGUGAGAUAAAAAGGAGAGUUUUGUAAGGUGCUUUCUUCUUGUCUUUGAGAGAGUAUAAUUUUUUUCUCUUUAAAGUAGAGAGGUUGUAUUCCCUUUUUAUUUCUCAUAAUGAAAUUCUUUUUAUACCUGCUUAUGGACGUAGCCAAAUAGGUGAACUACGCAAAUUUUCGUGUGCCUCGUUUUCACUAUUAUUUACUCCUAGUUUAACCGCAUGUUGUCGCUUUCGCAAAGAAGCUCAAAUCCCAACACUAUCAAGUUUAUGAUACACAAAUAAAGCUUGAAACCAGCUUCUUUUCUUCUUCAUUUUCUCUUUCAUUUCUUCUCAGAUCGAUGGAGUUCGGAAGUGUCACUAAAUAUCUUCAAGACAAGACCAUAUUGGUCAUUGGUGCAACUGGCUUUCUAGCAAAAAUUUUCAUUGAGAAGAUAUUGAGAACUCAGCCAAACGUGAAGAAGCUUUAUCUACUUUUAAGAGCUGGAGACACUAAAUCUGCAACUCAAAGAUUGCAUAAUGAGAUCAUAAGGACAGAAUUGUUUAGUAUUCUUCGAGAAAGAUACAAUUCGAAUUUUGAUGAUUUUAUAUCGGCUAAGGUGACAAUGGUACCUGGUGAUACCUCUUCCCUGGAUUUGGGAGUGAAAGAUUUCAACUUAAGAAAAGAAAUGUGGAGAGAAAUUGAUAUUGUAGUAAAUCUUGCUGCCGUGACUAUCUUUGAUGAAAGGUAUGAUGUUGCUUUGAGCACCAAUACUCUUGGAGCUUUAAAUGCUAUGAACUUUGCAAAGAAAUGUGAUAGAAUAGAGAUGUUCCUCCAUACCUCAACCGCUUAUGUGUGCGGUGAAAAGGAAGGAAUUAUAGUAGAGAAAUCAUAUCAUAUGGGUGAACCUCCCAACGGAAUGUAUGAGUUAAAUAUUGAUAAGGAGAUGAAAAUUGUGAAGGAAAAAUUAAACCAACUUCGAUUGCAAAAUGCCACAGAAGAAGCAAUUACAUUAGCAAUGAAGAAUUUUGGCAUCAAAAGGGCAAGAUUGUAUGGAUGGCCAAACACUUACGUAUUUACAAAGGCAAUGGGAGAGAUGCUUUUAAGACACUUCAAAGCAGAUCUGCCCCUUGUCCUUAUAAGGCCGACCAUGGUGACCAGUACUUACAAAGAGCCAUUCCCUGGUUGGAUUGAAGGCUUGAGAAAUGUGAAUCCUAUCAUUCUAGCUCAAGGCAAGGGAAAAAUGUCAUAUUUUCUUGGCAAUCCUAACACUGUACUUGAUUUGAUACCAGCAGACAUGGUUAUUAAUGCAAUGAUUGUGGCGAUGAUGGCUCACACAAAUCAGUCUUGCGAGAUCGUUUACCACAUUGGCUCCUCGCUUAGAAACCCUCUGAAAUUCUUGAAUGUUAACGAUUAUUCCUUUCGUUAUUUCGUGAAAAAUCCUUUGAUCGAUAUGAAGGGAAACCUAAUAGAAGUUGGAGAAACAACAUUGUUGAGCAGCAUGAAUGAGUUCCUCCUACAUAUGGCCUUUCACUAUGUGCUAUCUCAAAAGGGACGAUAUUUGAAUUAUGGAGAAGCUUUUACAGAUUUUGCUCAUAAAACGAACUCAUUGAUAAGAAUGGCAGAACUUUAUGAACAUUUUGCGUUCUUUAGUGGCAUAUUCGAUGAUAGAAAUGCAGAAAACUUGCAGAUUGCCGCAAGAGAGUGCGUUGUUGAUGUGAAUGCAUUUAACUUUGAUCCCAAGUGCAUUGAUUGGGAAGAUUACGUUAUGAACAUCAUCAUUCCCGGCCUCCUAAGGCACGUCGUAAAACGUAGCAAUACCUAUGUUUCUAUGCUUUGAUCCAAAGCAAAUUUGAGUUUGUUCCUUAUAUACCAUGUAUAUUAGCUAUAACAUACAUAAUAUGUUCUGUUAAUCUAAU